Molecule: messenger RNA, 1375 nt
Organism: Chionomys nivalis (European snow vole)
Lineage: Eukaryota; Metazoa; Chordata; Mammalia; Rodentia; Cricetidae
Product: ferritin, mitochondrial-like
Biological process (GO): iron ion transport; intracellular iron ion homeostasis
Cellular component (GO): cytoplasm
Molecular function (GO): ferrous iron binding; ferric iron binding
Source: RefSeq, a predicted model, not a curated record
AUGGCAGCGCCGUCAAGUGACACUGAAGAGCAGAGCCAAUGCAGACGUGCAGAAUCACCCAUCAUGCACUUUUAUCAUGAGUGGAAAUCUGAGACCUGGGCAAGGCAAGGGACUGAUGGGAUCAUGCUGCCUGUUCCACUGGCCCUCCUUGUUAAGCUCGUAUCGUCACCACAGCAACAAAAGCUAACAAUGGAAUGGUCUGAGGACAUUUCAUCCAGAAGGAACAGCAACCCUGCAGACAUGUGGAGGCGUCUUGGAUCCGGAGGAAAGCCCGUUAUCAUGUCAAAAUCCACUGAAUGGCCACCAUCAGGACAAUGUGAAGUUAGCCAACUUUAUGACUUAAAUAUGAAAUAUGCCCUACAGCCGUAUGCCUUGAAUGACCUUGUCUCAGAUAGUGGUACUCUUCUGGUAGAUUUGGAAAAAUGUUUGGAGGAAACCUGUGCGACCUACUGCAUCGGACUCUUCUGUGAUUUCAGGGUACUGGAAUCCAGUUCCUCACAUCUGUCUGAUGAAUGCUGCACCCCUGAGCAGUCUCCCCAGCCCAUGCAGUAUCUGCUAAGAGACGUUCUCGCUCGGAGUAGCCGCGGUUUCCUGCUUCAACAGUGCUUGAACGGGAACCAGCGCUGGACCCUUCUGACCCCAGGGGGCUGCUCCAAGCCAGAACCCUCUGCAACCUCGUCGCUCCACCGCUCCAGCAUGCCAGCCGCCGCCUUGACUACUGCAUCUACCUUGCAAGUGUGCCAGAACCAGCACCAGGACUCGGAGGCUGCCAUCAACCGCCAGAUCAAUGUGGAACCGUAUGCCUCCUACGUCUACCUGUCUAUGUCUUGCUACUUCCACCGGGAUGAUGUGGCUCUGAGGAACUUUGCCAAAUACUUUCUCCACCAAUCUCAUGAGGAGAGGGAACAUGCUGAGAAACUGAUGAAGCCGCAGAACGAACAAGGCGGCUGAAUCUUCCUGCAGGAGAUCAAGAAACCAGACCGUGAUGAAUGGGAGAACGGGCUGAAUGCAAUGGAGUGUGCACUGCAUCUGGAAAAGAGCGCGAAUCAGUCACUACUGGAACUGCACAAACUGGCUACUGACAAAAAUGACCCCCACUUGUGUGACUUCAUUGAGACUCAUUACCUGAAUGAGCAGGUGAAAUCCAUCAUGGAACUGGGCGACCACGUGACCAACUUGCGCAAGAUGGGAGCCCCUGAAGCUGGCAUGGCAGAAUAUCUGUUUGACAAGCACACCCUGGGGCACAGUAAUGAGAGCUAAGCUGACUUCCCCAAAGCCACAAGUGACUUUCUGGUCACUGAGGCAGUGCGUGCAUGUCGGUCUGCCUUUAUCUUUUCUAUAAGUCGCACCAAAACAUCUGCUUAAGUUCUUUCAU